CAAAUUUUUUUAUUUGAAAAUGUGAAAUAUGUCUGCAAAUUUACAGGAUUUUGAAGAAAUUGUGUCAGACAGUGAGCAGAAUUUAUUACAGCAAGACCCUGUAAACGAAAGAGGUAUAUUUUAAUUAUUGAAUAUUGUCUUUUUAUAAAUAUAAACAAUUGGUAUAUUUUUUAUAUAUUUUAAUAAACAUGCAGCACAUGCUUACUGUAAUUAUGAAUCAUAGCAAGUUACAGCAUGCUCAUAUAGUUUGUGUAAAUUUAUUUAUUAAUAGACGAGCUUGCUCUGUCCCAAGCUGCUGUGUUUAUUGAAGAUGCGUUUAAGGUAUAGUAGCCGACAAUUUAUACGACGAAUUAACGUGUUUUGCCAAAUUUUUCAUGUUAUUUUAAUAUUUAUAAUAAAUAACUUCAAAGCUGUGGUCAAGUCUGUUCUGUGCAUGUGCUCUGUGAGGAUCCUCUGAUGUAAACAGUACCCAAAUUUAGGGUUGUUUUGAUUUUAUAAAUAUGGUGUUUUCAAAAUGUAAACAAACUCCACAUCCGCUGAAUCAGCCUGAAUGGACUUGACCGCUUCUGUGAUAUUGUGUUUAUAUAUACCGGUUUUCGCUACAUAUAAGGGAUAACUGUCACAGAACCUCUAUAGGGAGAACAGUUUAGAACUUAUAGAGCUAUCCAGUAUAAAUAAAGUCAGUGUAGUUCAGGUUUCCUCCUGUAGUAACACUGGAUCAAUAAGAGAUGAUCCUUACUGGACCUCUAAGGUGAACAGUUUAGAACUGGUAGGGCUACCAGGUAUAAAUAAAGUUAGUUUAGUUUUUCUGUUUCCUCCUGUAGUAACACUGGAUCAAUAUUAGAACACUCCUACUAGACGUCAAGAGAGAAAUAGGGAUGAGCCGGUCAAGAAAAACUGAAUCUACUGAUCUGAUAAAUUCUGAUCUGAUUUAUACCAUCUGAUUGAUUAUCAAUAUUUGUUGACAGAUCAGUAACAGUGAUGUCAUUACGAUAGUCGAGCAUUGAAUUUGCUCAAUUUAGCAAUCAGUUUAUUUCGGAAAAGUAUCCCGGUAAAUGACUAGUAAAUCUGACAGUUCCUCUGUGGAAAAGAAUCUGUCCGACAAACCUGCACAUUUGUUCUUGACAAAGAAAAGGAAAUAUCAUAAACAAAAGCCAAAAUUAUAUUUAUUGGACUGCCAAUACAUGUCCAUAUUAUCAGUGAUGUAAGUACUCGUUACUAAAGUAACGGGUUACUAAUUACUAAUUACUUUUUGGGUAAUUUUUCGUUAAUUAAUUACUUUUUGCACCAAAGUAAUUUGUAACGUAAUCAAUUACUUUUUGAAGGUAACGAGUAACAUUUUAAAGAAUGUAAUUUGCGUUACUUUUGGGCACUUUUAUUAUUUUCCAAAAAACGACGAUGACGAUGAAUUUCUCAAGUCAAAGAAGAAGGCAACCAAAUCGCCUUUAGAUACCUGCUUGGCUUUAAACAUUAUUGAUGCCACAGUUUACAAUGGACACUGUGCUGCACCUUUGAAGCAAAUGGCUUUGAAGUUAAACACCGUAUUGCCUGCAAGUGCAGCUGUUGAACGUCUUCUCAGCUGUGGAGGCUUGAUCAUGCGCCCGCACCGAAAUCGGUUAACUGGUGACCAUUUUGAGUCGGCACUACUCUUAAAGCUGAACUCCAAAUUUAAUACCAUUGCAUGAGUCUUAACUCUUAACUUUGGAACUGCCUUUUGAAUUAACAUUUUGUUGUUGUUUAAGUCCAUGAGAACUUGAAAGUAAUUUCAAAGUAAUUAGUAAUUAAUUACUUUUCAAAAAUGUAAUUAGUAAUCGGUCAUUAUUUACAUUUGAGAGACAGUAAUAAGUAAUUAGUAAUAAUUACUUUUUUGGAGAAGUAAUUGUAAUUUUACUUGUUACUUUUUUUUGGUAAUUUUCACAUCACUGCAUAUUAUCGGCUGAUAACUGAUCUGCCUGAAAGUUGUCGAAUAUUAUUGGCUCAUCCCUUGAAAGAACAGUUUAGAACUGAUAGAGCCGUCCAGUUAAAUAGAGAUUUUCUGUUUUAAGUACCGAUCAAUACAUCACAAGAUUGAUGCAAGCUCCCUUAGAUUAUACAAGAUUUAUUACUCCAAUUCAUUUCAGUGGUGAGCAUCUUGUUACAGUCAGCAUUUCAAAAGCAUUUCUGUAACCCAUCUGUUGUUCUCCCUUCCCCAUCAAACAUCUUACGUUCCAUCCGCUUUUCACUUUUUUCCAACUUACCUCAUCUCAUUACCUUCCCCCACUCUGACCUCCCUCUUUUCCAUACCUUCCAUCCUCUUCUUCCCCUUUCUAUCUUUCCAAUAUAACUCACCUCUCCCCACCCAUACCUUUCCCCUUCCUCCCCAUUUCUCUAUCUCCAUAUCCAACUUACCCCACCACAUUACCUUUCCCCACUCUGACCUCCCUCUUUUCCACACCUUCUUCCAUCCUCUUCUCUCCCUUUCUAUCUUUCCAAUAUAACCCCCCUCUCCCCACCCAUAUCUCCCCCUUCCUCCCCAUUUCUCUAUCUUCAUAUCCAACUUACUCCACCACAUUACCUUCCCCCACUCUAACCUCCCCCUUUCCCAUACCUUGUAUCCCUCGAUAUCUCCUUCCAAUAUAAUCUCCCUCUCUUUCCAUUCCCCAUCCUCCCCAUUCAUCUAUCUCCAUAUCCAACUUACCCCACCUCAUUUCCUUCCCCACCUAACCUGCCCUCCUCCCCUAUCCUCCAUAUCUCCUUCCAAUAUAGUCCCCCUCUCUUUCCAACCGCCCAUUCCCCAUCCUCCCCAUUCAUCUAUCUCCAUAUCCAACUUCCCCACCUUAACCUGCCCUCCUCCCCCAUCCUCCAUAUCUCCUUCCAAUAUAAUCCCCCUCUCCCCACCCACACUUUUCUCCCCCUUCCUGUCCAUUCCUUCAUCUCCAUAUCCAACUUACCCCACUUCAUUUCCUUCCCCCACCCUAACCUCCCCCUUUGCCAUACCCUUCUUCCACCUCAUCCUUUUCCCAUUCUUCUUCAUUAUCAGGGUUGAAUUUCAUACAAACCUUGAAAGUCCUUGAAUAUCCUCAUUCAUCCAUUUCAUUUUCCAAUCUUAGGAGUCUGGGUGUCGUGAUUUUCAUCAAUUUAUGUUUGGCAUUUGUUGAGCCUCCUUCGUCUCUUUCGUGAGUAUGAAUGUGCUUCGGUUUUCAUAUUGUUGUAUCGGUUGGAGUCAACUUGUUUGCUCUACUAUUAUUGUCGAUUUCAAGUCAACAGGGACGCCGGAACGAUAAUAAGGCAAAGGGGGGCGGACGCACACCAAGGGCACCUCUAUAGAGCAAAACUUCAAAAUCUACCGGAAAAGGGGGUCAAAAAGGGGUCAAAAAUUUUUUCAGGACAUACCAAAAUUUUCCGUGAAGUCAAAAAUUUUUCCCCAUAUCUUACAUUUUCGCCAUUUCUUCAAAAUAUUUUUCUAAAUUCCAAAAAUUUUCAAAAUUUUUUAUAAAUAUAAACUAUAAAUUACCUGAAUCUCAUGAUUUUCCUACAAAAACCAUCGUUGGAAAUGUGAUUUAUCACGUAGUAUUUUACAACUAAAAGGGCACUUCUGCCCCCCCUGCCCCCCUAGCAAAAGGCAAGGGGGGCAGCCGCCCCCCUGCCCCCCCCCCCCAGUUCCAGCGUCCCUGCAAGUCAAUUUUCAACGCGCGGGUCCCAAGUUCGUUGCAAACUUGCCAAGUACGUUUCCAAGUUCGAAAAUUAGGCGUGAACUUCGCAAAAAAAGUUCGCAAGUUCAUUUCAAUGUUUGAACUGCUAUUGUAAACAAAUGUUCAAAGUUCAAGUUGAAAUUACUGUAUUAACAAUUCAAUGGGAAGUUCUUGGUCCAGUGGCCUACCAAGAACUUUGUUUUGAAGUUCACGCCCAAUACUCAAUAGACCUUUCCCCUUACAAGUGAAAUUUUGAUCUAGAUAUGCCUGGACAAAAAUUUCAUCACAGCUUGAAAGAGCAUCACAAAGUGAGUAAUAUUCCGAAGUUUCGUUGCGAAAUGUUGUAAAAUGCGGAUAAUAUAGCCUUGCGAGGUUUGCCGUUUUUCAGUCAUUUUGCAUUACAAACGGGAAAUUGAUAAUCAGAUGAUCAAACUGAUUAUCAAUUUCCCAUUUGUAAUAAAAAAAAUGACUGAAAAACGGCAAACUUCGCAAGGCUAUAUUAUCCGCAUUUUACAACAUUUCACAACGAAACUUCGGAAUAUUACUAAUUUGUGAUGCUCUUUCAAGCUGUGAUGAAAUUUUUGUCCAGACUUGUCUAGAUCACAAUUUCACUCGAAAGGGGAAAGGUCUAUUACUCUAUUUCCGAACUUGGAAACGUAAUUGGCAAGUUUGCAACGAACUUGGCACCGUGCGCUGAAAAGUGACUUGAAAUUGACAAUUAUAACUGUACAUAUUUGAUUCACUUGAAACCAGAUGGUCAUCAGAUCCGCGACAUGGUUUCCACAACAAGAGAGUGAACGUUCCCUGUGGUGUGACAGAAAGUAUUGAACUUGCUUGCGUGCUCUUUUACAUUGUCGAUCUAGGACUCAAGGUAUGAGCAGAGAGGAAAAAAAGUGCUUCAGAAAUGCGUUGCGAUGUCGUACGAUUUUCCAUGUCCAAGUUUUGCCCAAUUUUAAUGUAGGAAAUUGUAAUGUUUCGCUAGCGUUUAUCGCAGCCCUUCAGGUAUCCGUUUGAAGUCCUGGCUAAUAAUAAUUUGGGUAUGACCAAUACUGUUUUGCUCUACUGAGACUCCAGCUAUUAAUUGAUGAGCGAAGCGAGUAUGCAAAGAAUGGAAGGUCGAAGCUUCAGGAGCGCUGUGAGUUGAGUGGUGGGCAAAGGCUUGACAGUUCUUAUCUAGUUGACAAUUCUUAUCUUAUCUAGUUUUCAAAGCGCAAGCCUUGACAGUUCUUGAAUUUAUAAAGAUGUGCUUGAAGUCCUUGAAAUCUUGUUGCUUUAGUUUUUGGAUAUUUUCUGAAAUUUGUUUUCUGACAUUUUUUAAUUGAUUUUCUCAUGUCUUACAAAGCUCUUUCAAACUUCGUUGAAGUUGCUAUUUAAAAAUUUUACUGUCACUGUUCACUCACUUCUGACGCCUUAUUUUCAGCCAAAUUAGUUUCAGUAAAUUUCCUGAUAUCUGUACGAUCUAUACGAACUGUGUUUUGAACUUUUUAGAUGGUUUUAUUUGGCAAAAAGCAGGUUUACAAAAGCAAAUGGCUUUGGGGAUAUGUGCUUGUCUUGGCUAUUUCCAUUGUUGAUUGGCUAGUCAGUGUUACUUUGGGCUGUAAUGAGGUGAAAAGAAUUGCUAUUUUCAUCAGUAUAUUUAGUAGCUAUUCACCUACACAUGCCGUAAAAAUCUCACAACUUGUCAACAAGAUUUGUUCGCAACAGGAUUGUCCACACGGCAAAACGCACAAGUUGUUACAGGUCUGCAAACAAGUUGUUACAAAUCUGUUCACAAGCUGUCGACAAGUUGUGUUCGCACUGCUUGUUCCCAGUUGUUGUAAUAAGUUUGGAACAAGCUGUUAACAACUUGUAGCAAGCUUGAUGGCAUUAUCAGACUUGUUACAAGGUUGUUCUAACAAGUCUGAUACAGUCAUGAUAUACCAAGAAUGCCACAAGGUUGUAACAAUAUUGUUACAUCAUGACUGUAUCGGACUUGUUGGAACAACCUUGCAAAACCUCUGAUAAUAUCAUCAAGGUUGUUACAAGUUGUUAACAGUUUGUUUCAAACUUUUUCUGUGUUGGUGUUGUGUACUCAGGUGAAUAUGAUAUUUGUGGUGCUACUCUGAGUGUAUAUCCACACCGGGCGAGCUUGAAAAAUAUGCCCGGCCACGGUGGGAUUCGAACCUACGACCUUUGGAAUACUAGCCCAAUGCUUUUCCAACUGAGCUACGCGGUCAGGACGGUUCGAGUAAGUGAUAUUUCGGAACAGAAUCUAGUUCCUUCGAUACCAAUGUAUUCUAGUAAUAUGAUUUUUUUCUGUGUUGGUGUUGUGUACUCAGGUGAAUAUGAUAUUUGUGAUGUUACUCUGAGUGUAUAUCCACACCGGGCGAGCUUGAAAAAUAUGCCCGGCCACGGUGGGAUUCGAACCUAGGACCUUUGGAAUACUAGCCCAAAACCUUACUCGAACCGUCCUGACCGUGUAGCUCAGUUGGAAGAGCAUUGGGCUAGUAUUCCAAAGGUCAUAGGUUCGAAUCCCACCGUGGCCGGGCAUAUUUUUCAAGCUCGCCCGGUGUGGAUAUACACUCAGAGUAACACCACAAAUAUCAUUGUUUCAAACUUGUUGACAACUUUGGACAAGCAGUGCGAACACAACUUAUUGACGGCUUGUUGGCAGACUUCCUACAAGAUGUGAGAUUUUUACGUUUGUAGCAAGCUUGUCAACAAGUUGUAACAAUGCCGAAACCUGGGUAUCUUAAACUCACUAAUAAGGCAAAAUCGGCCCGAUACCGAGUAUCGGUCAACACUAAAAAAUUGCGCCGUGAAACUUUAAGAAUUAUGUACUGUAUACCUUCAAUAUUUUUGUUCACUUUUCAGAUCUACCGCUUUCGUCGUCUAUUGCGUCCGUAUUUUCUCCUACAAAGUUCAUCGCUAAUGAAAAAAACUGUAAGUUACUUGUGGUGGUAAAUUAAUUCGUAAGCGAGAUCUUAAAAGCCUACUUUUGCAUAAUCAUGCAUGGAUUUAAAUUAUGUUUGAUUUAGGUUAGGGCCAUUGGAAGAACUGUCCCACAGAUUUUAAGGUUGGUAUAGAAAUUUACUGUAUCUAUUUUAUAAUUUAUGAAUAAGUUUAUAAUUAAUAUAUCCAACAAAAUAUUAAAAGGGUUGCCUGUUAAGCCAAAAUACCUAGCUGUGUAACACAUUGUACAUUUGCACAUAUAAAAGCGGUGCAUUGCAACGAGUUGAACUUUGAUAUUUUCAAUAAUAUUUUUUAACAAUGAUAUUCUCUUUCAGUGUGUUUUUUCUGCUGUUUUUACAUCUGGUAAUCUUCACUUUUCUUGGAAUGUUGCUGCUGUCAACUUCCGAGGUACAAGCUAACUUUAUUGAUACUGGAUAGCUCCGUUAGUAGAGACUGUUCUAUGCGGAGGUCUAGUUUAAAGGCACAUGGUUCAGCCUUUUGAAUGAUGGUAUUUAAGGCGCAUUUCAGCCCUUUUAAUUGAAAAAACUAACUAGGAAAAUCAAAUUAAAAGCACAAUUGAAGAUCAGCAAACUUAAUGUUUUUAACAUUUUAAAACAUUUUUAAUAUUAAAAACAUUGAUCUGCAGGAUGCGAUAAUUCGCGUACUUACGUACCGGAGGUACGCCAAUAUUACUGUCUGGUACUUCUUUGUUUUCAGCCACGUACCACGUGUAGGUACGCGGAACUCUUGCUAUCUGCGUACUUAUUUUUUGCUGGUACCACAUGACCUUUCCAAACCCAAGGUAUUCAAUACCGUAAUUUAGUUGCUAUAUCAUGUGUCUGAGAUGUCUUGACAUGAAACAUGAUUGCACUGAUGGCACUAAGAAACGUUGGAGUCGGUUGUUUGAAAUAGCAAAACCCCGUUUUUAAAUAGCAAAACACCCUUUUCAAAUAGCAAAACUCCCUUUUCAAAUAGCAAAACUCCCUUUUCAAAUAGAGAACUCCCUUUUCAAAUAGCAAAACUCUGUUUUCAAAUAGCAAGACUCCCGUUUCAAAUAGCAAAACUCCCUUUUCAAGUAGCAAAACUCCCUUUUCAAAUAGCAAAACACCCUUUUCAAAUAGCAAAACUCCCUUUUCAAGUAGCAAAACUCCCUUUUCAAGUAGCAAAACACCCUUUUCAAAUAGCAAAACUCCCUUCUCAAAUAGCAAUACUCCCUUUUCAAAUGGCAAAACUCCCUUUUCAAAUAGCAAAACACCCUUUUCAAAUAGCAAAACUCUGUUUUCAAAUAGCAAAACUCCCUUUUCAAAUAGCAAAACUCCCUUUUCAAAUAGAGAACUCCGUUUUCAAAUAACAAAACUUUGUUUUCAAAUAGCAAAACUCCCGUUUCAAAUAGCAAAACUCCCUUUUCAAGUAGCAAAACUCCCUUUUCAAAUAGCAAAACACCCUUUUCAAAUAGCAAAACUCCCUUUUCAAGUAGCAAAACUCCCUUUUCGAAUAGCAAAAUACCCUUUUCAAAUAGCAAAACACCCUUUUCAAGUAGCAAAACUCCCUUUUCAAGUAGCAAAACUCCCUUUUCAAAUAGCAAAACACCCUUUUCAAAUAGCAAAACUCUGUUUUCAAAUAGCAAAACUCCCGUUUCAAAUAGCAAAACUACUUAUUUUUUGCUGGUACCACAUGACCUUUCCAAACCCAAGGUAUUCAAUACCGUAAUUUAGUUGCUAUAUCAUGUGUCUGAGAUGUCUUGACAUGAAACAUGAUUGCACUGAUGGCACUAAGAAUAGCAAAACUCCCUUCUCAAAUAGCAAUACUCCCUUUUCAAAUGGCAAAACUCCCUUUUCAAAUAGCAAAACACCCUUUUCAAAUAGCAAAACUCCCUUUUCAAAUAGCAAAACUCUGUUUGCUAUCUCGUAGUCUGAACAUACUUUUCAGAAACCUGUACUUUAUGAACCUUAUUUUUAAAGACUAAGUACACAUUGAACAUUGAGCAUUGAGUUUGUUCUAGCGCAAGUACGCGGCAACAACCAUUGGCGUACCAGUCAAGUACGACUAGAAAUCUUGAAUGAUCAGGUACGACUAGAAAUCUUGAAUGAUCGUACCCUGAUACAGAUCGGAUGCGAAUGGAUUGAAAAAAUUGAUUAUCUAGUCAUAGAGAUGACAGACACAAUCUAAAUACUGAACCUGGCGUUUUUAGGUCGCUGUUACCAAUGUUAUGUCAAAUCAUACAAAUACGUCAACCAAUGGGGUACGUUACAAAAUUCUUUAUAAAUUUGUGAAGAUGGAAAUGUUUUUGGACGGUCUUUACCGUAAAUUACCAUACAGUGUAUCCUGAAAAAUAUUCAUUAACUUUUACCUUCAGAGUUCAGGAGGUAAUGAAAGCACGAAUAUAAAUGUGCAUCGUCAUGAAUAUUUUGGCACAAAUUUUGGCGAUAGUUUCAUGAAGUUGCUGGUGCUUCUAACAACAGCCAACAAUCCUGACGGUAUUGUACCUUACAUUGUUUUGUAUCUGUAUGGUUCUAUCAGUUCUAAACUUUUCUUCGUAGAGGUCCAGCAAGAGUCAUUUCUUAUUGAUCCAGUGUUACUACCGGAGGAAACCUAAAAUAAAAUAACUUUAUCUAUUCUGGAUAGCUCUAAAUCAGUUCUAAACUAUUCGUCCUGUAGAGGUCCAGUAAACAUCAUCUCUUAUUGACCCCGUGUUACUACAAGAGGAAUCCUAAACUAAACUAACUUUAUUUAUACUGGAUAGUUCUAUCAGUUCUAAACUUUUCUUCCUAGAGGUCCAGUAAACAUCAUCUCUUAUUGACCCCGUGUUACUACAGGAGGAAACCUAAACUAAACUAACUUUAUUUAUACUGGAUAGUUCUAUCAGUUCUAAACUUUUCUUCCUAGAGGUCCAGUAAGAGUCAUUUCUUAUUGAUCCAGUGUUACUACCGGAGGAAACCUAAACUAAACUAACUUUAUCUAUUCUGGAUAGCUCUAAAUCAGUUCUAAACUAUUCGUCCUGUAGAGGUCCAGUAAACAUCAUCUCUUAUUGACCCCGUGUUACUACAAGAGGAAUCCUAAACUAAACUAACUUUAUUUAUACUGGAUAGUUCUAUCAGUUCUAAACUUUUCUUCCUAGAGGUCCAGUAAGAGUCAUCUCUUAUUGAUCCAGUGUUACUACAGGAGGAAAUCUAAACUAAACUAACUUUAUCUAUUCUGGAUAGCUCUAUCAGUUCUAAACUGUUCGUUCGUCCUAUAGAGGUCCAGUACAGAUCAUCUCUUAUUGAUCCAGUGUUACUACAGGAGGAAAUCUAAACUAAACUAACUUUAUUUAUACUGGAUAGCUCUAUCAGUUCUAAACUAUUCUCUGUAUAUAGAAGUCUAGUAAGUGUCAUCUCUUAUUGAUCUAGUGUUACUUCAGGAGGAAACCAAAAACUAACUAAACUAACUUUACUUAUAAUGGAUAACUCUAUAAUAUUUUCCCUUUAGUAAUGAUGCCUGCGUAUAAAAACAACAGACUGUAUGCUGUGUAUUUCAUUAUUUUCACCUUUAUUGGUAAGUCAAAUAUCAGCAAUUUUGUGGAAAAUACCAUCCGUUAGGUCAAAUCUUCUCAACGUUGAAACUUUAUUCAUUUUCACAGGACUAUACUGUUUCAUGAAUCUUCUACUAGCGGUUGUGUACUCGCAGUUUCAAGGCUAUUUGAAGGUACUGGAAGUUAUGGAACAUAUAGAUAAAUCCACUAAAUAAUACUAGAUUAGUUUGUGUCAGUGUUAAACUGUUCUCCUUAGAUGUUCAGUGAGGGUUAUCUCUGACGUCGGUUCAAUGGUUUCUCUUGGGAGAAACCUCUGUCAAACUGCGCACUGGAAGCACUUUUCGCACAUGUGACUGAGGUGGAAUUAUAAUCAGGCAAGAGCAUAUUAAACAGGGUUCGUAGCGAUCUUUGAAAUCCUUGAAAGUCUUUAAAUUUGAAUGCAGGUCUUUGAAAAGUCUUUGGAUUGUGUGAAAAAGCGAAGAAAGUUUUUAAAAGUCUUUAAAUUCUUUAGUGAGUAUUUCAUUAUACGAUUUCCUAGCUAAUAGAAUAGAUUGAUUGAAGCAAGAUUUUCGCAAAUAUCGACGAAAAUUCUCAGCUCAUUGCUCUCAAAGGUCUUUGAAAAGUCUUUGACAAUAGGCAGAAAAAAUCUUUGAAAGUCUUUGAAUAUUUUUGGUCUUGGAGACUACGAACCCUGUUAAAGAAAUCGAGUCACGGAGUUAAGAUGCGCACCACACCUUGAUUUGCAGUAUCAAAGUUUCAGUGAUCACAGUAGGAAUUUUGCACAGGUAAAUGCUAAGUUUUGAAGGAUUUGCAAGAAAGGUUUGAGGGAACUAACUUAGUGUUUAACACUCCAUCAAAACUUUGAAUUUAUCUUUAUGCAAAAUUCCUACUGUGAUCACAGAAACGUUCAUUGAUAGUGCAAAGCUUAACCACUGGACCUCAUUUUCAGAACUCGUUACAAUCGAGCUAUUUUCGUUUGCGAACUGGAGUCCGUGCUGCCUUUGAAGUAUUGAGAGAACGAGCCUUUGACCAGGCCGCCAGUUCUUCGAUGGAUAAUAGGUAUGGUCCACUGAGCUAUGAUUAGGUCCUACCUCGAUCUACAGUAGUAUAGUUGUCUGGUGUAAAUAACUAAAAUAAGGCGUAAGUCUAGACUUGCCCAAGUCGCUCGCUAGGGACCGCGCGUAGCAAGAAGGGAGCGCUUGAGAAAGACGGAAGCGAGCGACUUGUGUCACUUGCCUGAUUUUGAAUCUUACUGAAAAAUUUGGCGCGAAAAUCAAUUAUGACAUAGUGGGCGUUCACCAUGUCGAUUUCACUAGUUCAUUAUUGUUUUGGCGUCGUUAGUACAGAAUAUUGUUGAUAUUAUCAGACUUGUUGCUAGGUUGUUCCAACAAGUCCGAUACAGUCGUGAUAUAACAAUAUUGUUACAACCUUGUGUCGUCAACCUUGUAACAUCCGUGUUAUAUCAUGACUGUAUCAGACUUGUUAGAACAACCUUGUAAGAAGUCUGAUAAUGCCAUCAAACUUGUUACAAGUUUUUAACAGCUUGUACCAAACUUGUUACAACAACUGGGAACAAGCAGUGCGAACACAACUUGUCGACAGCUUGUCAACAGAUUUGUAACAACUUGUUUGCAGACUUGUAACAACUUGUGCGUUUCUACGUGUGUAGUUUUAACCGCGUGAUGGAAUUGUUAUCUAAGAUAAUUCAUAUAAAAUUUCACUUGCAUUCUGCUGUAGUACUGUAUCGACCUUGCUCACCCGACGGUUGAUUCAGAGAGUUGACUUUGGACGCAAAAACAUCGACGUUAUUUGGGAUGUAAGUAUCGUUUGGUCAGCAUAAUUUUGUAUAUUUUUUUCGAAAUAUCACAUAUUCGAACCGACCUGACCGCGUAGCUCAGUUGGCAGAGCAUCGGGCUAGUAUUCCAAAGGUCGUAGGUUCGAUUCCCACCGUGGUCAGGCAUAUUUUUCAAGCUUGCCCAGAGUGGAUAUACACUCAGAGUAACAUCACAAGCAUCUUAUUCACCUGAGUACAUUACACCAACACAGAAAAAAAUUUGUGCUGUUAACUUCAGUUCGGAAAAAUUAACAUUUUAAUGAUCGACAGUAUUAUUUAUUAUUAUCAGAUUUUAGAUCGUAAUCGCCGUGGUCAACUGACAGCCAAACAAUUCCAGGAUUUAUUUGAUUCAGUUUCAAGACAACAAACGGUUCAGGUCAGUGACAAUUUCCAAGAAAAAUAUCUAUGAGAGCUUCAUUUCUAAGAAUAUCUCCAACUCCACGGUCAAGGCCGGAUUUUGCUGGAAUUAGUGGAGGAGAUGGAAAACAAUUUAGGGGAGGUGCAGUGGUCUAGCUCACGACCCCCAUGGAAAGUUAGGGCUUAGAACGGGCCAAAGUGAACGACGUGACGUAUGCAUGUAAUGUACAUAUGUAUCAGUGUAUUAAUGAAUUACGACUGUGCAACGCAUCCAAUUUUGCCCUUCAUUACAAUACUACAAAGUUUCUUUCAAAACAUUGCAUUAAAAUGGUACUUCACACAGAGAUAGUGUAUUGUAGUAUAGUGUCUAAAGUAGUAUAGUGUCUACAGUAGUAUAGUGUCUAUUGUAGUAUAGUGUCUAUUGUAGUAUAGUGUCUAUUGUAGUAUAGUGUCUAUAGUGGUAUAGUGUCUAUAGUGGUAUAGUGUUUACAGUAGUAUAGUGUAUUGUAGUAUAGUGUCUAUAGUAGUAUGUCUACAGUAAUAUUGUAGUAUACUAUACCUCUAAUAGAACCAUUUCUCUCUAGCACCCUCCUCUCAGUCGCUGUACAAACCACUACCUUCGCCUACUGCAGAAAAUGGUUGUACAUGACUUUUUCAAUUAUUUUGGUCUCUUACUUGUCGCAAUCAAUGUUGUUAUAAUAUCAGUGAGUAUAUUUUAACUAGACUAAAUUAACUUUAUUUACUGGAUAGCUCUAUCAGUCCUAAACUGUUCUUCCUAGAGGUCCAGCAAGGAUUAUCUCUUAUUGAUUCAGUGUUACUACAGGAGGAAACCUAAACUAAACAACCUUCGUUUAUACUGGACAGCUCUAUCAGUUCUAAACUGUUCUCUCUAGAGGUCCAGUAAGGAUCAUCUCUUAUUGAUCCAGUGUUACUACAGGAGGAAACCUAAACUAAACUAACUUUAUUUAUACUGGAUAGCUCUAUCAGUUCUAAACUGUUCUUCCUAGAGGACCAGUAAGGAUCAUCUCUUAUUGAUCCAGUGUUACUACAGGAGCAAACCUAAACUAAACUAACUUUAUUUAUACCGGAUAGCUCUAUCAGUUCUAAACUGUUCUUCCUAGAGGUCCAGUAAGGAUCAUCUCUUAUUGAUCCAGUGUUACUACAGGAGGAAACCUAAACUAAACUAACUUUAUUUUUACUGGAUAGCUCUAUAAGUUCUAAACUGUUCUUCCUGGAGGUCCAGUAAGGAUCAUUCUUAUUGAUCCAGUGUUAAUACAGGAGGAAACCUAAACUAAACUAACUUUAUUUGUACUGGAUAGCUCUAUCAGUUCUAAACUGUUCUCCCUAGAUGUCCAAUAAGGAUGUCCAGUAAAGAUCAUCUCUUAUUCAUCCAGUUUUUCAAGUAAUAAUUGAAGAAUCGUUUUGUGAAAGACACUUGCCAUAAUCAUUUCUGUAUUUCAAGGUGGAGCUAUCAAGACAUUUUGAUAAGAACACGUUUUAUGUUCACUCCACCCUGGCUGUAAGUAUUGUAUGGAUUAUCAUAAUGCUUCUGCAAUUAUUAUAGAAAAUUAAGAGUAUUCAAUCUUUUCUACAGGCUGUUGACUUCUUUUUCAUAGUCUAUUACUUUUUGGAACAGGUAGGGCAUCCCAAAAAUUCCAUCUGAGGAUAUAGUAGCACUUUAAGUGAAAAAAUAAUUUGAUCAUCUCUCCGGUUGUUCUUUGCAGUGUCUUAAAAUCUGGGCAAUUGGUUGGCAACGUUAUAUAACACAUAAGGUAUAUGUGCUGCUAGGAUGUUUGGACAGCUAUUGGAACUUGACAGUUUGACCCUCAAUUUUUACUGAUGUUUUACUGAAACUUUGUUUAUAGCAAAAUAUAUUUGAUGGUGUCAUAACAUUAGCGUUAGUGGUAAGUGAAUUACAGUAUUUGUUUGCAAUGUACGAAACAAUCUUCAGAUAAAAGUUCCAUCUUGAAACUCUUAGAGAAAAAUUUAUAAAAAUUAAAGGUCUUAAUAGAGAAUAUAAUCUUCGAAGUAAUGAUACUGAUCUAGCACUUCCAAAACCUAAAACAAACUUAUCUUAAACGAAGUUUUAAGUAUAGUGGUGCAAUGCUGUGGAAUAGUUUUCCUUCUGAGGCGAAAAAGGCAUCCUCGCUUUACCAAUUUAAGCGCAGUAUGCCCACUAUACCGGAGACUAGGACGUGAGUUAAGAUAGUUUGUAAGUAUAACACGCCCCAUCUGAAAAUCAAUUCAUUGUAUUUUUACAAAUAUGUUGUGUAUGGCCAGCGUGGUUAAGUUUGUUGUAAGUUUACUUGAUUUAUAUAUGGGUCUAAUCGUUUUAUAGGUCACUCAAAUUGUUGAUAUUUCGAUGUAUGGCUCGCCAUUGGAGAC
Messenger RNA from Paramuricea clavata, 14689 nucleotides. The record is from the annotation of a GenBank genome assembly. NCBI's taxonomy places the organism in Eukaryota, Metazoa, Cnidaria, Anthozoa, Malacalcyonacea, Plexauridae.